GUGGUGGAGCGUCUCCUCUGCCUCCCGGUUGAUUACUGGGCUCAGUUUGUUUCGGUGGGAUGUGGAACUCCCAACCGGGACCACCUGAUCAUCGAGAAUGCAAACUGCUACGCCACCCCCGAGAGAAUGAGCAUGCUGGGACCUCUGAACACUCCGGACCACCAGCUCAAUAAAACCCCGUCCUCCAGCUCUCUGGGGCAACGCAUGAAGUCUUCCCUGACCCCCAGAUUCGGGAGCAAGACAAAGUCGGCGGUCGGGUUUAAUCGCCCGGGGAAGUUCUUUGCAUCUCCGUCCCUGAAAUAAUCCAACGAAGAAGACCCACUUGACCUUUUGUUCACUCUGCAAUAACAACCUCUUCCCCUCCAUGCUUAACACAUAACACGCUCCAAAAAAAAGGAAAGCUUCCAAGUUGGCUUCACAACCGUUUGAAUAUUUCACAAUAGUUACGAGUGUGUUGAUGAUUUGACAUGUUUGUAAAGGAUGCCUUUUUUAAAAACCAAAUAGAUGUUUGCACACGUGUCUUUAGAGCUUCUGCUGAAUGUGUAACGAGACCUUUUACUCCUUUUUAACGUGUGUUUUAUAUAUCACUCUUUUUGAAAAUAUCUGCUGUAUGUGCACGCUUUGAUUGUGGCCUGCUUUAAAUUCAACUCAUGUGUCACUCAGAAGUUGAAGAACGGGAUUUUUUUUUAAGGCAUUUCAUUGCAGGUUGUAAUCAAAGGUGUGGUGAGGUGGCCAGUAUCGCUUAUCUUUUACGCUUUUUCAGUGUAUGUAUUUUACUUUCUAUUGAGUUUUACGGUGGUCGACGGGUGCUAACGUGCUAACGUGCUACAGCGACACCACACUCUUCCAUCGGGAGAAUUGAUGCAGAUAUAGAAACACAAAUGUCCCUCAUGAAGAAACACCUCCAGCAACUUGACAUCACGUGCAGCUUUGAGAGAACAUUCAGCAACUUGAGGAGACAUGCGCUGCAAGAAGCUCAAAACACGUCACUGUUUAGUGUCCCCUGGUCUCCCAGCUGUGUGCGUCACU
Molecule: messenger RNA, 1029 nt
Organism: Trematomus bernacchii (emerald rockcod)
Lineage: Eukaryota; Metazoa; Chordata; Actinopteri; Perciformes; Nototheniidae
Product: rac GTPase-activating protein 1-like
Biological process (GO): signal transduction
Source: RefSeq, a predicted model, not a curated record